CACAACAGAACAUCAUGGCGAUUGAUGGUGGGCAGCGGAGCUGUGGAGUACAUGAGCUAGUCUGUGCCAGGAAAGUGUCUCCGGAGGUGCUGGGGUUCCUGUCCACAAUUACAGUAUUCAGUCUCCUGAUGAUUCUCCUUUUUCUGUAUCUGAGCAACAAGCUGUCGUUCGAUAGUGCCAGUGAACUGUCAUACCUGGACUCCAAGCACCAUAAAAGCAAGGAUCUGAGAGAUCUUGUGUUUUUAUCCUCUUUCACACUAGCCAGAGACUCACGGGGCUCAUCCUCAGACAGUGAGGAUGAGGGGAUUGGGAAAUGCCUGGAAGCCACGCGGCAACAGGCUCGGUCCUGGCGUCAACAGGGCUGCAGUUGGAACACCAGGCAGAAAUGCAGCUCCCUGUCAGCUGAACUCGAGGGCUACAGCAGCGACGCCUCCGCUGGAGAGGCCAACUGUGUCCAAAGGAUGAGGCGAACACCCCUCUUGGACGAACUCCAGCCUCCCCCCUACCAGGAUGAAAAUGGCUCGCCGCACAUUUCCCCCCUGCCCUCGGACACGGGCGAUUCCAAACAUUCAUACCUCAUGGGUGGUGGUAGGACCCCUGCCAGGUGUCAGGAAAAGUCCCUCAGUGAUGGCAGUGGUGACCAGGAGACUGAGAGCUACCUCACCAAGGGCUACGAGGAGGAUGUACCCAGUGACAGCACUGCAGUCCUAGGUGCAGAGGAUGGGUCGGCCCUGCAGUUCCCCAUUGGCUAUGAACCAGAGCCCUUGGCCAAAUAUGGCACCCUGGAUGUGGCCUUUGACUACGACUCAAGGGAGCAACGGCUGGCGGUGACAGUGACGGCCGCCACUGACAUCCCUGCUCUCAAGAGCAUGGGCAAUGUGGCCUGGCAGGUGCAUUUAGUGCUGCUGCCUACCAAGAAACAGCGGGCAAAGACAGGGAUUCAGAAGGGUCCUUGCCCUGUGUUCACGGAGACAUUUCGCUUCAGCCCCGUUGAGCAAGAUGCUAUUGGGAGCUAUGCGGUGCGCUUCCGUCUCUACAGUGUACGCCGAAUGAAGAAGGAGAAGAUUCUGGGGGAGAAGGUGUUCUACCUCACCAAACUCAACCUGCAGGGAAAGAUGGCCUUGCCCGUCACUUUGGACCCUGGCUGUGCUCUCACGGGUUGUGGGUCACUGGUGAGUGUAACUCGCAGCGAGGGAACCUCGUCCUUCCGCUCAGCUGGACGUGGCUCCACAGCAGAGAUUCUGGUGGGACUCAUCUACAGCGCCGCCACCGGCCGCCUCUCUGUAGAGGUCAUAAAGGGCAGCUACUUCAAAAAUAUGGCUGCUGACAAGCCACCCAAUGGGCUGUUCUGUUGCCUGAAACACUUAAUAGGUGGACAGGUUUAUAUAAUCCGAGACACUUAUGUGAAGCUGACCAUGCUGAACUCAAUGGGCCAGCAGAUGUCCAAGUGCAAGACGUCAGUCUCCCGGGGGCGGCCAGACCCCACAUACCAGGAGACCUUUGUGUUCCAGGUGGCACUUUUCCAGCUCUCGGAGGUGACACUGGUUUUGUCCGUCCAUUGCAAGCGCAGUGGUAUGCGGCGCAAAGAGAGGCUGGGCUGGGUUUCUUUGGGUCUCAACAGCUCUGGGGAAGAGGAGCUCUCACACUGGACCCAGAUGAAGGAGACUGAAGGACAGCAGGUGUGCCGGUGGCACUCCCUUUUAGAGUCCUAGGAGAAAAUGGAGGUGAAUGGAGUGGAGGACAUCACCAGGUGUAGGACAGAUAUCACUUACAGAAAUUGGGAAGACAUCACUAUGGAGAACCAAUCCAAAAACUAAAAGCAACACAUGAACUCUUCCUACUUUUUAAACAAAAAACAAACCAAAAGUCCUCUCUAGCUGCAGCGAAUGCCGAAUGCAAGCUCCCAGUGAAAGAAGAGGUACAUGGUGUGCAGAGGAUCGCAUUACAGAACAGAGAAAGAAACUGGUCAAGAUUGUUCAGUCGCACUGCUGCUUUUGCUGACUAAUUUUACCAUGCUCAUCAUCCAACAAACAUUACUCAAGCUCAACCAGCAUGCAAGGAAAUCCAAAAAUUUGAUAUUCUACAUUGAGAAUUUUUAACAUGUCGGUACUGGAAUGUGAUCAGAUCGAACAAUUCAUAUCACUGCCUUGUGUCUCAUGUGGAGAGUGAAAAAAUAAAUAAAAAUCAAUUACUGAAGGCUAAGGGCUCCCCCUGCUAUGUGUUAGCAGACAUCAUAAGCAAUAGCAAGACCCGCUCACAACGUGUUUUAAAUAUUUUCUUUCGAUAAAAGCAUGUCUACACAUAUACAAAAAUACAUGUAUGCUUAUUUUUAUGUCAUGAAUUAAGUGACUUGC
Scleropages formosus (Asian bonytongue) is the source of this 2354-nucleotide messenger RNA. Its product is annotated as synaptotagmin-14-like. NCBI's taxonomy places the organism in Eukaryota, Metazoa, Chordata, Actinopteri, Osteoglossiformes, Osteoglossidae. The transcript is spliced from 9 exons. Bases 15 to 1712 code for a protein of 565 amino acids. Gene Ontology annotation, molecular function: phospholipid binding. The record is from RefSeq and is a predicted model, not a curated record.